Molecule: messenger RNA, 720 nt
Organism: Emys orbicularis (European pond turtle)
Lineage: Eukaryota; Metazoa; Chordata; Testudines; Emydidae
Gene: TNF
Product: tumor necrosis factor
Exons: 4
Coding region: 1-720 (239 amino acids)
Biological process (GO): extrinsic apoptotic signaling pathway via death domain receptors; tumor necrosis factor-mediated signaling pathway; positive regulation of transcription by RNA polymerase II
Cellular component (GO): cell surface; membrane
Molecular function (GO): tumor necrosis factor receptor binding; cytokine activity
Source: RefSeq, a predicted model, not a curated record
AUGAGCACCGAAAGUCUGGUCUGCGACAUCGAGAAGGGGGGCGUUAUCGUGGUGCGGGAGUCGCGGCCCGCCGACGGCCGCUGGAAAUGCCUCAGCAUCUGCUCCUUCCUGCUGCUGGUGGGAGCCACGGCCGUCUUCGCUCUGCUGCAUUUCAGAAACGGGGGGCCCUUGAUCAGCCAGGAUCCCAAAGAACCCAGGAGUUCGGGCCACACACAACUUACAGAUCCUAUGACGAUGAAGUUGCAGGCCCAGUCGCUGAAAAAGCCAGCUGCCCACGUCGUAGCAUCCAGUGACUCCAAAGAGCUGAUCUGGACUGACAAAGUUGCACACACCAUGAUGCAGAACGGGAUGGCGCUGGUAAACAACAAGUUGGUGGUCCCGUCCGACGGCCUCUACUUCAUCUACUCCCAGGUGGUCUUCAAGGGACACAAAUGUCCGGAGGAGUCCAUUCCUCUCCGGCAUACCAUCUUGCGCUACUCCGUUGAGUACCCAGAAAACGUUCCCUUGCUGAUGGCCAUCAAGUCGUUCUGCGAGGGGUCCAAGGCAGCCAAGAAUGAGGAGGGGGUGUGGUUCGAGUCCAUCUACCAAGGAGCUGUCUUCCAGUUGAUGAAAGGCGAUGAAAUCUCCUCUGAAAUCGACUCGGCCCAAUAUUUAGAUCUGGACAGCAAUGGGCAGGUGUAUUUUGGGGUGAUUGCAUUGGAAUUAGGAGCUCCCCAAUAA